Messenger RNA from Periconia digitata, 1871 nucleotides. The record is from the annotation of a GenBank genome assembly. Lineage: Eukaryota; Fungi; Ascomycota; Dothideomycetes; Pleosporales; Periconiaceae.
AGUAACUAGACGCGUCUGCCAGACACAGCACGUCCAGCCCUGCCGGGGCCCCUUUUCUGCCACCUGCCCCGCGUUUUGCUUGCUUGCUUGCUUUCCCGACCUUGCCGCCCACGAACAUGUCCUUGCGACUCUCCAUCUCUGCAAAACAACCCCCGACGCCUACUGUGUCGUGGCUUUGCGGGUGCGCGACCGAGUCUGCUCGUCUGCCAUGAGUACCGCCGACCGAUGUUGAUAGCAAGCCGGCCAUCGCCAAUCCAUCCAUUCACUCUGACCCGCAAGCAUACGCUCCACGCGCGACGUCAUCAUUCUUGGAGCAGAAGAGGAAGAAAUAGGCCUGUACGACACCACGGCAAUCAAUAAUCGAAAUGAAUAAUUCAAACGACACGGAAAAGCCUCAUGUGGCACCUGAUUUGGUACAUGUAGUAGGUGAUGUAAAGAAAAGGAGACCCAAGUCGCGCCUCCCUCCACCGCCUUACUCCCACGCUCCACCCUCCUGUACCGUGAAUAGGAUCACCCGUGUCCGUCUCCCUGGCAAAGAGACCUCGGCUCUCUGGGACAUUGCCAUUGCAGACGGCAAGAUAUCUUCCAUCGACCCCCAUGAAGUCGCCAGGCCCACGGGCGAACACGGCUUCACUGACACUUUAGAUGGUGCCAACCGUCUGGCAGCUCCUUCUCUGUGCCAUGCUCACAUCCACCUGGACAAGUGCUUUCUGCUCCAGGAUCCUAAAUAUGCCGAUCUACAGAUUGAGAAUGGAGAUUUCCAAGAGGCCAUGGAUAUGACGGCCAAAGCCAAAGCCAGAUUCGAGGAAGACGACCUGUUGAGACGGGGCCGUCAGCUAGUGGAAGAGAGCAUUCGACACGGAGUCACGGCCAUGCGCGCCUUUGUAGAAGUAGACGGAGGAGUCGAGUUCAAGUGCUUAGACGCGGGUUUGGUGUUGAAAGAGGAAUUCGCAAAUCGCUGCGAGUUACAAAUCUGUGCAUUUGCGCAACUGCCAUUAUUUUCCGGGGAAGACGGAGGUCAGCAGGUGAGAAGACUGAUGGAAGCAGCUGCUCAAGAAGACGGCGUGGAGGUUUUGGGAAGUACGCCGUACGUAGAGAAAGAUGUAGCAAAGCAGAAGAUGAAUGUACGAUGGAUCACUUCUUUGGCACUGGCUCACGGAAAACAUCUUGACCUCCAUCUCGACUACUUCAUGGAACAAGAAAAACAGCCCCUCGUUUGGUCCGUCUUGGACAUCAUCAAGGAUAGGAAUUGGGUAGCUCGUCAAGGCAAAUCAAUCACAUUAGGACACUGCACACGGCUUACACGGUUUCAGAAGGAUGAAUGGACCAGAUUGAGAGACGCUGUUGGCCAUCUCCCGAUUUCUUUUGUGGGGCUUCCAACUUCAGACCUGUUCAUGAUGCACACAACAGAUGGUCGCCGAAGUACCCUCCCCGUGCUGGAUAUGAUUAGAUAUCACGGACUCAAUGCAGCUAUUGCCAUCAACAAUGUCGGCAACGCAUUCACACCGCACGGCAACUGCGAUCCACUAAGCAUUGCAUCCAUGGGGGUCGGACUCUAUCAAGGCGGAACAAAGAAAGAUACUGAGACGCUCUAUGCAAGUAGCCUUCUGGGUAUACGCUUUACCUGUUUGAAUCGCUUUGCUAACGCCACUAUGCAGGAAACCGUCUCGUCCAGAGCUAAAGCUGCUAUCGGUCACCAAGUGACAUCUCUGAGUUUGAAAGUUGGAGAGCCCGCUGAUCUGGUCUUGUUUGAUCCAAUGGAUAGUGGCUGGCGAUGUCGAAAGAGCAUCACUGAGGCGGUGUAUGAUCCGGGCACCAGCCGGCAAACCAUUCACCGUGGACGUGUGACGUCUGCUGGAGAUUUAUACUGA